CGCAGCCGUCGGGAUGGAGGUGAGACGGCAGCCGUGAAGCCCGCCCUCGUACCCCUGCACCGCAGCGGCCCGCAGCUCUCCCCGCCCCCCGCCCCCGCGGCAGCGGGCCUUGCCGUCGAGUGACUGCGGCCUGGGGGGGCAGGGGGGGCGGGGACGGCCGGACCAGCGAUGCCGGCGGGCAUGACGAAGCAUGGCUCGCGCUCCACCAGCUCGCUGCCGCCCGAGCCCAUGGAGAUCGUACGCAGCAAGGCGUGCUCACGCCGGGUGCGCCUCAACGUCGGGGGACUGGCGCACGAGGUGCUGUGGCGCACUCUGGACCGCCUGCCCCGCACGCGGCUGGGCAAGCUCCGGGACUGCAACACGCACGACUCUCUGCUCCAGGUGUGCGACGACUACAGCCUUGAGGACAAUGAGUACUUCUUCGACCGCCACCCGGGCGCCUUUACCUCCAUUCUCAAUUUCUACCGCACGGGCCGCCUACACAUGAUGGAGGAGAUGUGCGCGCUGAGCUUCAGCCAGGAGCUGGACUACUGGGGCAUCGAUGAAAUCUACCUGGAGUCCUGCUGUCAGGCCCGCUACCACCAGAAGAAGGAGCAGAUGAACGAGGAGCUGAAGCGCGAGGCCGAGACUCUGCGGGAGCGGGAGGGCGAGGAGUUCGACAACACGUGCUGCGCCGAGAAGAGGAAGAAACUGUGGGACCUGCUGGAGAAGCCCAAUUCAUCGGUGGCCGCCAAGAUCCUGGCCAUUAUCUCCAUCAUGUUCAUCGUCCUCUCCACCAUUGCCCUGUCUCUCAACACACUGCCUGAGCUACAGAGCCUGGACGAGUUUGGCCAGAGCACGGAUAACCCACAGCUGGCACACGUGGAAGCGGUAUGCAUUGCGUGGUUCACCAUGGAGUACUUGCUGAGGUUCCUGUCCUCGCCCAAGAAAUGGAAGUUUUUUAAGGGCCCUCUCAAUGCCAUUGACUUAUUGGCCAUCCUGCCCUACUAUGUCACCAUCUUCCUCACGGAAUCCAACAAGAGCGUGCUGCAGUUCCAGAAUGUGCGCCGCGUGGUCCAGAUCUUCCGCAUCAUGCGCAUCCUUCGCAUCCUGAAGCUGGCCCGCCACUCCACCGGCCUCCAGUCUCUGGGGUUCACACUGCGCAGGAGCUACAACGAGCUGGGCUUGCUCAUCCUCUUUCUCGCCAUGGGCAUCAUGAUCUUCUCCAGCUUGGUCUUCUUUGCCGAGAAGGAUGAGGAUGACACUAAGUUCAAAAGCAUCCCUGCCUCCUUCUGGUGGGCCACUAUCACCAUGACAACCGUUGGGUAUGGAGACAUCUACCCUAAGACUCUCCUGGGGAAAAUCGUGGGCGGCCUCUGCUGCAUCGCUGGGGUCCUGGUGAUCGCCCUUCCCAUUCCCAUCAUCGUCAAUAACUUCUCAGAAUUCUACAAGGAGCAGAAGCGGCAGGAGAAAGCCAUCAAGCGGAGAGAAGCUCUGGAGAGAGCCAAGAGGAAUGGCAGUAUCGUGUCCAUGAACAUGAAGGAUGCCUUCGCCCGGAGCAUCGAGAUGAUGGACAUCGUGGUGGAGAAAAACGGAGAGAGCAUGGCUAAGAAGGACAAAGUGCAGGAUAACCACCUGUCUCCCAACAAGUGGAAAUGGACCAAGAGGGCACUAUCUGAGACCAGUUCAAGCAAGUCCUUUGAAACCAAGGAGCAGGGGUCCCCUGAGAAGGCCAGAUCGUCUUCUAGUCCUCAGCACCUGAAUGUCCAGCAGUUGGAAGACAUGUACAAUAAGAUGGCCAAGACGCAGUCCCAACCCAUCCUCAAUACCAAGGAGAUGGCACCGCAGAGUAUGCCGAAGGAGGAGCUGGAGAUGGAAAGUAUGCCCAGCCCCGUGGCCCCUCUGCCCACACGCACAGAAGGCGUCAUUGACAUGCGGAGCAUGUCCAGCAUCGACAGCUUCAUCAGCUGUGCUACGGACUUCCCUGAAGCCACCAGAUUCUCCCACAGUCCUCUGGCUUCCCUCCCCAGCAAGGCUGGGGGCAGCACAGCUCCAGAGGUAGGCUGGCGGGGGGCUCUGGGUGCCAGUGGUGGGAGACUCAUCGAUGCCAACCCCACUCCUGAGGCCAGCCGCUCUGGCUUCUUCGUUGAGAGCCCCAGGAGUUCUAUGAAGACCAACAACCCCAUGAAGCUCCGAGCGCUCAAGGUCAACUUCAUGGAGGGCGAUCCCAGCCCGCUGCUGCCCUCUCUGGGGAUGUACCACGAUCCUCUUAGGAACAGAGGGGGUGCAGCAGCUGCAGUCGCAGGACUGGAGUGCGCCUCACUCUUAGACAAGCCCGUGCUGAGCCCAGAGUCCUCCAUCUACACCACAGCAAGUGCCAGGACACCCCCUCUCUCCCCCGAGAAACACACAGCAAUAGCAUUCAACUUUGAGGCGGGCGUCCACCAGUACAUAGACACAGACACAGACGAUGAGGGGCAGCCGCUCUACAGCGUGGACUCCAGUCCUCCCAAGAGUAUCCACGGGAGCACCAGCCCCAAGUUCAGCAUCGGAACUAGAACAGAGAAGAAUCAUUUCGAAAGCUCCCCCUUGCCCACCUCCCCUAAGUUCCUAAGGCCCAACUGUGUCUACUCCUCAGAAGGGUUGACUGGGAAAGGCCCCGGAGCUCAAGAGAAGUGCAAGCUGGAGAAUCACACCUCCCCCGAUGUACACAUGCUGCCUGGGGGAGGAGCACACGGGAGCACUCAGGAUCAGAGCAUCUGAGCUGCCCACCACAGAAGGGAGUUUGCAGGAGAAAUCAAGGAGGGGGGAUGCUUGGCUUGCUGCCGCUGAGUUCUACAUGACCUCGGAGACACAAGGCCCCCCGCAGAGUUCCAACAACAGGAGAGACCCUGAGAGCCAUGACAGGUCUAUGGGACACAUAACCAGCCAAGUCACGGGGACCAUACCUCCUAACAGCACCUUCCAGAGAUGAAAUGAGCAGAGCUCACAGCCACUAAGACCUAGCCUAGGCCACCCACUUCCUAGUUCCCUCUUGAGGCUCUCCCAACCUCUGAGUGUGCCAUCUCCAUCUCUGGUGGCUUCAGCUGGAUGAGGACAUUGGAGCAAGGGGCUGCUAGCAAAAGAGUGGGCUGACCAAGUAGUACUGGUGUUGCCUAGCCACCUCCAAGAACACCUGCCCUCCGUGGCAAGACCGUGCCGUUAGAAGGGUACAGGGGACACUUUGAUCGUGAGGAAUCCUCUGCUCUAUCGGUCAUGGUCCCAGCGCAUAACCCGUAACCAGGCAAGCGGCUUGAAUGAGUCAGGAUUCUGUGGCACCCAGGGCUUUAUUCUAGGACGCUGUCAGGGUGAGCUGACAAUUCGGACUCCAUUCUUUCUGCCCACCUGGCAACCGAGGAAGAGUUCAGACAGUUGGCAUGCAGCCAGGGGGAUAAACCAGACCACCGCUCUUAGGGCUGUCACAGGAAUGAGCGUUCCAGACAGCGCCUAGCCUGAACUCAAAAGAUAGGUGAGCGUCAAAUAUGCAAACAAGAUAGAUUAUUCAAAGAGACUGUGUGGCUGAAGAACGGCAUUAAAAAAUAAUAAAUUUCAUUUUCUACAUGAAGAAAAAGAAAAGAAAAAGAAAAAAAACCAGAGCCCUCCCUGAACUGCCCUGUGCAGGCUUUUGACGACUUUUCGUUGUGGCGGGGAACAUAGGAAUAUACCUACUAUGAGAGAAGUUCUUUUUUUGUUUUGUUUUGUUUUUGUUCUUUUGUUUGUUUCCUGUGGUAUUCAAACUAACAAAUAAUAAUAAGUUAAUAAAAGCACUUUAUGUUUUUCUAAUAGGUUCUACCAGGGACAGUGUCAAGAUCUUGCACUUUAAAACAAGCACUAUUUCCCAUGGGCCGCAUGGUGGCCCUGCACUUGGGGUGUUACUUGUGCCCCUUUCUGGCCACACUGGGUCUCACUGUCACCACAUUAGAGUCCGGGGCUCCUCCAUGGCCCCUCAGGAUCACCCCUCAUCCCUCAUGGGUCAGAAGGGGUCCUCAGCCCUCGGGGCAGGGCUCUCUUAAAAUCCCAUGUGAAAGAGACACACAUGUCUCAGAAGGGCGCAGCAACUGGGGGUUGGGUAUUGUACUGUUCUUUCUUGUCAACCAGCCAUUGUGUGUUCUGUGUCCCUGUCUGUCCUGGAAGCCUGACGCUCCUUCCCGCAGCCAUCUAGGCAGACGGCACAGCCAAAAGCAAUAAGUACCCGUGUGUAUCCCUAGAGGUUCUGACAUACUUCCUGGUGUCAGUCUUCCUGUCCUAGCUUGUUGACCUGGCGUUGUCCUGCCUACUUGUAACCCAGUGGCACGGUGUUGUUGACCCUCCUCAGUGACACCAGUCCGCACGAUACUGUAGCUAUGGCUUGUCUAUCAGUAAAGAUGGUGUUAUCGGUCAGCCUGUCGGUAGUACACGGAGCAAUGUGGUUUUCUUACUAUAGUGGUAGUGGGUAAUGUCCCAGAGGCUGUAGUGUCCUCCUUUCUGUCCUCAGAACAGUGACAGGCGUGUGUCUUCCUGAUGGAGCAAUGACAUGGUAUUGAUCGCCUGUCCUCAGUAUGAUUUAUGGCUGGUCUGCCCAACAGUUUAAUGGCAUGAUCCACCCAUAAGCACAUUUACAUCCCAAUGUUCUGCCUCCCGUUCCCAUGGCUGAGGUCAGGCCACCUGUCACAGGAAGAACGCUCAAGGGUUAUUACAUCAACCUUAAACGAAGUGUCUUCUACGGUUUGUGACAGUUCUCAGCAUCUCCGGGGACCAGAGUGCUCUCCCUCCGGAGGGUGCAUUUGCUGUGGUUGGGGAAGACUGAGACUUCAACUGUCUCACGGGCCUCCAGAGCUUUCUCAAAACAGAAGCGAAGGGGUAGACAGUGAAGGUCACCCUGUUCAGCAGUGCCCUGGAGACAGCUCGGCCUGGUGCUGGGAGCCUGUUGCUGUGACCACGGGUUGGGUCCGUUCUGCUCACCAUCACUCAUGUCUCUUCUUUGUUUUUCCGUCACCCUAGAUGUCACCCAGCAGCACAGAUGUGAAAAUUCAGGGAAAACAAAACAAAUGCUUUUUGAUAAAAAGUAAAUCGUUGUGAUUUCCGAUUCAGAUAUUUUUAGAGCUAUCUGUAAAAACUCCUACUGAUGAUAGAGUCUAUUUUACAUAUCAGGAAGUAAACAUGUCUUAACAUAGCCAUAUAUAUAGCCAGAAGGAAGUUACCGCCCCCUUCUUCAAAUCAAGGCAUUUCAUUGGUUGGUUAAGCCGAAGGCAGGUGUACAGAAGAGAAAUGACUUCUUUCUUUUUAAGAAACACUUGGUGCGACUUCUCCUUGUAACCAAAGGCCCCUUAUGCCUUGUGUCGUGCAGGACCUGGCUGUCCCUUCCUCCUGCGUUUUGUCUGACCUUAAAGUAGCAUUUUACAGAGUCAAUGAAGGACGAAUUCAGAGUACCCCUUCCCAGCUGAAUAAACAGAGUCCGACCGAGUUCCUAUAGAAAUUCAACUCAGCGUAAACUAUGCGUAAAUGUUUUCUGCUUUGUUUUGGAUUUUGCUGGUUUGUUUUGUUGCUGUUGUUUCUGUUCUUCCCCACUCACAAGUGUGUGUGCCGUGGGAAUACAGCUUUUCCUCCACAUGUGACUCAAGUUAGUACUGUAAAUUUUCCUACCAGCCCUCCGCCUGCUAAAAAGGAACCGAGUUUCAUUCCACACACACCCAACAUGGGUACCUGCGUUUACAUGCACUGGGGAAGCUGGAGAAGGGUCACCAAGAUGAUGCUGAAUCUGACAGAUGGUUCUCAGUCAUGAAAAGGGAAGCCAGGGUGUGGAGGCAGAAGCCCCUGAACUUGGUGGUCCAUUUCCACCUGUCCUGAGCCAACCGGAGCAAAAGGAAGUGAGGUGCCCUGAAUAACAUCGAGGGCUGGAGGUGGAGAUUCACUUAUGGUCCAGUUGUGAAGCCAACAGAACUGUCAAGAACCCAGCGGAACUCGAGUUCCGGGAUCCAUCCCAUCAUCAGAAAGGGCAUUGGGCAUCUGUGUGCACCCAGAGGGGAGGACAGAUCAGUGCUCUCACCCUUCCAUCAUUGAUGGCCCCAAAACAACAGGUUUCGGGCUGCAGAUUUCUCUCUGGGAUUCCAUCUUAAGCACAUUGAGAGGAGAAAGAGAGAAAGGAGAGAACGGUGGCCAUCGAGAAGAGAGGAAAUGGAAGCCAUCCUUGAGCCACUCUGCUCGCUCCCAACAGUUGAGCCUCGCCUUCUGGUCCACCUCCUCUGUGUUCCAUAGCUGCAGCCUCAUCUCGGUCCCUUCUCCUGAGAAGAUCCACGUUUUUAAGAAGGAAGAAAAAAAACCACACAAGACACAACAGCAUCCUCGUCUAUACAACUGUAACGUACUGUCGACUUUUGUAAUUACUAUGCGUUUGUCUGACUCUGGUCAUGGCUGGAAUGUAUCUAGUCCAUGAACAAGGGCAUAUUUAAAAUUCAUCCCAGACAAGGGUCCCUAAAGCCAGGUUCGUCUAUAUAGCUAGAUAGACACAGAGAUAUAGACACAGAAAUAUCUCUUCCUUAUUUCUCUGCCAACUUUUCUCAAGGAAAGAAACCACAGGUUGCGCUGAAUCAAAGAUUGCACAGGCAAGCUUCUAGAGCAUGCUUCUUCGGAGAUGUGCUUUGUGCGUGUGUAGCUGAGAAGUUGGCAGAAGAACGAGGGGGAUUGCCAGGUCGCCAGAAGGACAUUGGAACACUCCAGCCCCAGGCAUUUCCUAACCUAUUACUGUUUCUAUGACAACACUCAAAUGCUUUCAUGUCACCAGGCCAGGGCCACCCGAACCAGCCCUGGGCACACCUGGAAAUAAGAGUUACCUCUGCAUUUUCUGUUGCCAUUGUUUCUGGCUCUAGAAGUAUCUAUAUCCUAGGACGUCCACACAUCUCAGAGUAGUCUAUUUUUUUGUUCAGAUAAAAUAUAUAUAUAAUAUGUAUUUUUAGUAUAUUUAUAAUAGGACAAUUUAGUCUAAUUUCUUUUGUAACAGUAAUAUUUGGGGGUUUUAUCGUUGCUCAUUUGCAUAGCUGGUCCUUUCUGCUCCCCAUUAUUCCUUCCCACUGUCCCUUGGGCUGUUUUUUUUUUUCUUUUCUUCUGUUGGAUUCUGGUUCUCUGGAGGUGAGGAGAGACUGAGGUUUGACAUCCUUGAAGACUGAGCUCCUGGCCUCGGGGGGUGGGGAGGAUCUGUGUUUUUCCUCAUCAGAUCUGUGUCCCCCUGAGUUCCUGGCCCCCUCGGUGGGGGGCGGGUCAUUGUGUCUUUCUUCAUUAGGUCUGUGUCCCCCUGGCUGUCACUCUUAAGAAUCCAGGUGUUCAGGAGCAAGCCAGGUGAAGCAGAGGUGUAGUUGGGACCUGGGUUGCCAGGAGCUCAGGCCUUACCCUCCCAGGAUCUUAAAGGACCGAGCUUUCUGGUUCCCCAAAAUACUGGAACCAAGACCCUCCUGCAAACAAACUUGCUUCCGAGCAUCACUGAGCUCUGGAACACUCCUGAGUCCUCUUGGCCAGGCCACCCCCAUCUCUACCAUCCUGCUUCCCAGGGCCACCAGCUGGAUCCAGGGACCAGAGCUGUGCAGGCUCUGGCAAACCUCAGAGAAUGAAUGUGCUGCAUCUCCGAUCCAUUUCUCACAGUCUCACCAAAAACCAGUGACCAGACAGCCUUCUAGCCAAAAACUGAGGCGUGACAGCCCAAAGCUGCGAUUGUCCUGCCCAGCCCUUCCCAGCAGCGCCAAGUGUGAGUAUUUUUCCAGCUUCCGCUUUUCCAAACCUCUAGUCCUUGGUCAGUUCUGAACAUUCAUAUGUGAGGCGAUUUUGAGCCUGGGGGCAGGUGAUGGGCAGACACCACGUGGAAUCAAGGGGUUCUUCCAUCAGUCACCUACUUGGGACAGCAAAGAAAGCCAACCAGACUGCCUCCCAUGCUCAACAGGUCACCUGCCUGCCUCCGCUUCACCAGCAUCAGAGAUUUGGAUCGAGCCAGGACCUACCUUCUCCAUCUCUAACAGUGAUGGUGUCCCCAACUGAAAGAACCCCAAGAGGAUGCUAACCCAAACACAAUUCAUUAUCCUGAUGGUUGGAUUUUCUUUUCUUCCCUUUGGUUUUGUUCUGUUUUGUGGUGUUUGGAAUCUAACUAGGGCCUUGGCUGUGUCGGACAAGCGCCUGACCCCUGAGCUAUAUCCAGUUCCUGAAUGUAUUAUUUUGGAAUGUGAUUCUAAUCAGUUUCCCCAACCCUAAAAUUCCUGGUAGUCUGGUUUGUUCCAGAGCCAAAUAAAACAGACAAGAUUUUGUUUUUGUGUGUGUGUGUGAGUGUGUGUGUGUGUGUGUGUAACUUUUGCACAAGAACAAAAUUAAAAAGUACUGUCCUGUUAUUUCCCAGGUUUCCUACCCAGAUAAGUAAGCACUGGCUCUCUUCCCAAGAAAGAGGGGGUAUGCUCUGAUCCUCUUUCCUUGCCGUAGAAUUUCUCUAGAAAUUUCCAAACGGCAAUUUGAAUGGAAUUUGGAAGGGGCUGUUAGUCAAGUGAGCUCUCUUCUCCACAUCUAGCCCUACCUCUGUCCCCCUCAGCCAAGGUCCUGAAGCUAACAGGAGAACAUGGGCAGGGAGUUGGCCCAAGAGAGUAGCCAUCUAACGUGAAUUGGUCAAUUUCCACUUAAAGCCAGUGAGCCCUUUCUCAUAAGUCAGCUGAUCUGCUCAUAGAAUGCAAUGCAUGCUGGGUAAGGAGCUCCUGACUACCCACUGUAUUGCAGGUAUUCACAGAGAGUCUAGAUAAUACACAAAUGGGCCCUGGCAUAAUCGCAAAACUGGACUGGAAAUUCAAAGCAAUUCUUUCUUGGUGUGUGUGUGUGUGUGUGUGUGUGUGUGUGUGUGUGUUUGCGUGCGCGCGUGCUGCUGUCCAUGGUCUUAUGUGCACAUGUUGGUAUCUGCAUAGGUGUCUUGAACAUUCUGGGCCCAGGUUCAGGCCACAUAGACAAGGUCUUGGAGCACAGCUAGUGAGUGGGACCUAAGGUUAUAGGAUCGGGGCCUUCCCAGGAGGCACCAAAAGAAGAAGGUUGCAGCAGGGGACUCAACUCACAAGCCUGACCCUGUCAGUCAUUCACCUGGCCCUUUCCCUGGCCAGCAAAGGGUCAAUCCACAAAGUCCUACCUGUGGUUGGUCACCGCAUGGUGCUUCAGCCCCCUCCCCUAGAUCCUGUGCCCACCAAAAAGACGCAGUGAUCACCCCACAAGCCAGCCACCCACUGCCCAGGCAAUCCCAAAAGACGCCAUUCCAAAAAGGGCUUUUUGUUUCCCUGUUAAAUAAAAUAUUGAACCUAGUCAAGAUUUUCAAAGAUCUCUACCCGCAAAACAAAUUCAGAAAAAUAAAAAAGACUGAGGUAGCCGUAAUUUCCGCUUUCAAGAAACAAAGCUCCAGCUGCUUCCAAGAAGAGAGGCUGCUCCCCACAUCCAUCCUCAAAGGACCUGCCUCCUGCCAUUCACCUUCACUCAACACAGAGCUGGUGAACUCUUCCUCGCUGGGCAUGAUGGGUAUGGAGGAGGUGGCAUGUGAACUUCCUAGUGAAUCCAAGCCCAGGUGGUCUCAGUGGUUUUGAAAGGCAAGGUAGACCAGUAGGCCAAGGUUGGCUGAAUCACUUUCUUCUAAAACUGAAUUAAACAGAAACCAGUUUCCAAAAUCUCAGCCCACAGAAGUGUUGCCCAAGACACUCAGCUGCAGUUACAGUGCAAUUGGGGGGAAAGUAAGGAACCCCAAUUCUGUCCCACUUACAUGUGCUCCAAGCCACACACACAGAGCUCACAUACUUCCUGCCUCCCUAGGCAAAGCUCUGGGUAGACAGGGUUGCACAUAAGGGACCCUAAGGGUCUAACUCAACUGUGCAAUUCCCAGCCUCUGGGAUUCCCCGGGGUUUGAGACUUCUGAGACCAGCGGCAUCCACGAGCCAGAUUUAACUGUAGGGAGUACAGGGGAGCUAUCCUCUUUCUCUCUAGGUCUGUUCGGUUUGGGUCUAAGCUAAAGGUCAGGGAGCCCCCCUUUUCUGCACCAGAAGCUUGUGGCACACAAUGAUCAUUCGGCUUGUGUUUUGGAGAACGUGGAUGUGGGAGUGGGAAGUGGAUGGGGGCGUAGUAAAAAGGAGCCUCACCUGGCUCGGGGAUUGCUAACUGGGAAGAAAAGAGUGGGCCUUCCUUUCUCUCUGCACUGCCCCUGCUGAUCCCAUGUCUUCUGUGACUGUGUCUGGAGUCACAGUAACGCACACAUUUGAGGUUGGUAGCCUUGAACUGAUGGGGGCCAUGGUCUACUCAGAGCCUCUUGCCCUGAGACUGGCCAGCACCUGCUGCCUUCCUGCUUGUUCUACUUCAGUUUACAGGGAGGUCCCACAGAGACCACGGUAGAUAUCCAGUAGUUCAAGCCAAGGGUCCAAGGUAGGAGGCGGUCUGGGACUUAGCAAGAGCAGGAAGAUGGGAGCCAGUGUCUGUAACCAGAUCUCAUUUCCUGAGUUGUAAGAACCAAUGGUCUCUCCUUUUAACUGAGCCCCAAAGGCUCGCUUACAUUGACAAGCAUGCCAAUCCCAUCAGCUCAGACCCUCUGCCCCUCCCAGGACCCUAUAGCAUAAGGCUGGGGUUCUUCUGCCAGCAAAGCCAUUCUGAUUGCCCCACUCUCCAAGGGGGCCAAGCCAAUCAUAUUAGCCAUAAUCCACCAGGGUCCUCAGCCACUUUUCUUCCGGUUGUGUUCAUGGGUCCUGUUGAACCUUCACCAGUGGAAGGCUCUAGUCCUUCCUGUACAUGUGACAAUGUACAUUGGUGUGCAUGUGCCCAUACAUGCACACAAGAAAGCCAACCAAACCCCAGUGUUGUCUUCUGCAUGUGGUGAGAUGGACUUGUGACCCUUGUGUGACCUCCGGCUGCUGUCCUGUCUUGUAAAAAAAACGUUCACAUGUUUAAGAAUUUCCAAGCAAAUGGUCCCUUAAUGAAGUCUGCAGCGUUCAAUAAAAGAUCCGGAGAAAACAAGC
Microtus ochrogaster (prairie vole) is the source of this 10994-nucleotide messenger RNA. RefSeq names its product potassium voltage-gated channel subfamily B member 1 (gene Kcnb1). NCBI's taxonomy places the organism in Eukaryota, Metazoa, Chordata, Mammalia, Rodentia, Cricetidae. The record is from RefSeq and is a predicted model, not a curated record. Gene Ontology annotation, biological process: protein homooligomerization; action potential; potassium ion transmembrane transport. Gene Ontology annotation, molecular function: delayed rectifier potassium channel activity; protein binding. Gene Ontology annotation, cellular component: dendrite membrane; postsynaptic membrane; axon.